Phalaenopsis equestris is the source of this 848-nucleotide messenger RNA. Its product is annotated as pollen-specific protein C13-like. NCBI's taxonomy places the organism in Eukaryota, Viridiplantae, Streptophyta, Magnoliopsida, Asparagales, Orchidaceae. The transcript has 2 exons. The coding region runs from base 52 to 549 and encodes 165 amino acids. The record is from RefSeq and is a predicted model, not a curated record.
UUCUGCUUCUCUUCAAUCACAGUUGCUGCACUUUGAUUUUGAUCGGCAACAAUGGCUAGUAGCAAGUUCUCAUUGGCCUUCUUCUUCGUCAUCUUCUUCUUAGUUUUAUGCUUCUUACCGGCAUCGGUGUUCGGUGGUCGCGCUGCACCGGCGGUCCGGUUCACGGUACAAGGGCGAGUAUUCUGUGAUACCUGUCGUGCCGGGUUUGAGACCCCCGCUACCACCUACAUCGAAGGUGCUAAGGUUAAAGUUGAAUGCAAAGCCGGUGAUAAAAUAUGCAGCUAUGAUGGCGUCACCGACAAUAGCGGCACUUUCAACAUCCUCGUCGAAGAUGAGCAUGAACACGAGAUCUGCGAAGCCAUGUUAGUAAGCAGCCCCGACACGGAAUGCAAAACAGAGGUCCCUGGCCGGGAGAAGUCUCGCAUCGUCCUCUCCCACAACAACGGUAUUUCAUCCGACACCAGGUUCGCCAAUGCCUUGGGUUUCCAGAAGGACACUCCCCUUGCAUUCUGUUCUGAGCUUAUGAAGAUUUAUAGCCAAGAUGAUUAAAUUGCAGUAGUUGGAUUAUAAUUUUCUGAGCAUGUGCUAUGUUUUCUCUCUUCUUGUGUUGGUGGUGUUAACAUUGUUUGGUCUCUUGGCCAUCUUUGGUGGCUAAUACUUCUAUAUUAUGACAUUAGUAGCUCAUGUAGUACUUUCAACUUGAAAGGACAUGAUGGUUUUACGAGGUUUUCAAAUAAUGUAAUGCUAUUGUUGGGCCAUGAUUUCUUCCUGCAUAUAUUAUAUGCAAGCUCAUGUUACUUCAGACAUUUGAGUCAUGUGAUGCUUUGAUAAUUAUUCUUUUAAUGGCA